AUGGGCAACACUGGACAAGAUACAAAAUGCAUUGUCGUCAUAGGUAGUUCCCAAUAUUCUCUUUCGAGCCCCUGUCUAAUUUGGAUUGGAUGAUUGUGUUAUUGGUGUUUCUAUAGUCUACUGGGUGAGUCAACACAUUUUGUACGGUUCAUCAACUCACAACAUCACCAUUCUAAAUCGCGGGACCUUGCUGGGGAAGCUGGAGCUCAUUGAUACAAAGUUUGAACUACAUGUACGAGAAUGGAAUAAGCCUCGUGAAUUAGGAUCAUAUUUUGAACUACGUUCUAAGGUCAUCAGGCUUGUUAGCUCCUUGGGUGGUAACUCCUUUUCUCGCUCCUCUUAAUUUCAAUCUAGACACUGAGCUUGCUCAAAGGUAUAAGAAGGAUGUUUUGUGGGGUUAUCGCCGUGUUCUCUGUGUUCUCUGUGUCUACUUCGCAGAACAAAACCCAUGUGUCGAAAGGGAUUGGUCUUCCUGAAACAUUGAGCUGGAUUGGUGAGUUUGGGCAUCAAAGAAUCCACCGAGAUUGUUAAACCGGAGAAUACUGCUCAAGUUCAUCCGGGGUACCUCACCAGCCAUCUUUUAAGUCUCGCACGAAAGGUGUGAACAUCAUCAUAGGAUCUGCUAAUUUGAUUAAUUAUUCUUCAGGCAGUGCUAUCAGUUCUGUGAAAUUUAUCCGACGUGGAGCGAUGAGACAAAUCGACGCAACUGACAUGCUCAUCGUAGCUGGUCCAUGGCCAUCUAAAAGCCGCCUCGUACCCAUAUGGUGUCAGGAGCCAUAGUAUCCUAGUGAGCCCAUCAAAAAAUCAUCAAGUCCAUACGUUUUGUUUCAAUUUUUGAACCCCCAAUCUCGAAGGUUUCUCCAAACUACAGGAAGAAAUACGUGGUAAAACGGAAGUGGAUCAAAAGUUGAUUGUGUUAAAGGCCAUCAUCAAUCAUUUUCCGGCGAUCAAAAAUGGCGAAUUCGUGCUAGGACAAGCAUGCUUCAGGCCUCAAAUUCGAAAACAUGGAGAAGGAGAAGCAGUUAGCCUAGUCGCGGGAGGUGUUCCAUGUGUGACGGGACUAUGGAUAGCCGCUGUAUACGAGUUGGGCUCCAGAACCCCCAUGGAACGGGAAAGAUUCUUGCUAGAAUGGCGAUGAGAGAUGAGCUUGAAGUGUGGAUGUAAAGGCUCUGAAUCCAAGCAUUUGCCUAUGGGAAUUAAGGUGCAUUAUUGCUUAAAUCUGGUCUAGGUAGUAUGAUAACUUCAUCCGCGAUUGAAGGAUUUGUGAUAUCUGAUGGUUUCCCACAAAUCUGGUUUAUUCGGGGGAUACAUACAUAGUUGGGAUGUUGGGUGGUAUUUUAUAUUGAGGUGAGUUCCAUUAAACUCAUGCGAAUGUCACUCACAAUAUUUUGAUGAAAAAUAUUUGGAUCCUCACAGAGGCUAAUAUCAAGCUAGGUACCAUUUGCCUACAGCCAAAGAGAAAGGAGAGUGGCAAAGGGCGGUCUGA
Sclerotinia trifoliorum is the source of this 1486-nucleotide messenger RNA. NCBI's taxonomy places the organism in Eukaryota, Fungi, Ascomycota, Leotiomycetes, Helotiales, Sclerotiniaceae. The record is from the annotation of a GenBank genome assembly.